AUGACUCGCUUUGCCCUUCUGUCGUUGCUGACAGCCGUUGCCAUCGCAGCACCGUUGGAUGAGCGUCAAUCCGGACCAUCCGUAACAAUCGAGAAUGGGACGGUAGUCGGGUCCUCCUCAGAAGGCGUCGAUUCCUUCAAGGGUAUCCCAUACGCCCAGCCCCCGGUUGGAAAUCUGCGUCUGAGACCCGCUCAAUCCAUCACCACGUCCUUCGGCACCAUCCAGGCUACAGGGUCUCCCAGCUCGUGCCCGCAGUUCUUCACGCAGGUCGAUACAGACAACGUCCCUGAGGAUGCCGUCGGCGUGCUCUUGGAUUCGCCGCUGCUGCAAGAGGCCACAAUGUCCUCGGAAGAUUGCUUGACGAUGAACGUGCAGCGUCCAACUGGAACAAACUCAUCCAGCGAUCUUCCAGUACUUUUCUGGUGAGUCGUAGUACAAUCGGCGACCGGUCUGUAGCUCAGGUGCUGAUUUGAUGCAGGAUCUUUGGAGGAGGCUUCGAAUUUGGAUCGACCAGCAUGUACGACGCCAGCUCUAUCGUACAGCAAUCCAUCAAACUCGGUCAACCAAUCAUCUACGUGUCUGUCAAUUAUCGCCUCGGCGGUUUCGGAUUCUUGGCUGGCAGUGACCUUGCAAAAGAGGGCUCCACCAAUCUCGGUCUUCGAGAUCAACGCAUGGGUCUACAUUGGACAGCCGAGAAUAUCAAAGCUUUUGGCGGAGACCCCUCCAAAGUCACCAUCUGGGGUGAGAGCGCCGGCUCCAUCUCAGUGUUCGACCACACCGUCAUCAACGGCGGCGACAACACUUACAACGGCAAACCUCUCUUUCGCGGCGGAAUCAUGAACUCUGGCUCCGUUGUCCCAGCUACAGAUGUCUCCUCCGCGAAACCACAGGCAGUCUACGACACCGUCGUCGAAAAUGCAGGCUGCUCAUCCGCAAGCGACAAACUCGCCUGUCUCCGAAGCACAGACUACACCACCUUCCUCAACGCCGCGAACUCUGUUCCUGGUAUCUUCUCCUACCAGUCCCUCGACCUAUCCUACCUGCCUCGUCCUGAUCCAGGCGACAACUUCUUCUCCCAGAGUCCCGAGAUUUCCAUAAACGCCGACAAUUUCACAAAAGUGCCCCUCAUCAUUGGAGAUCAAGAAGACGAAGGAACCCUCUUCUCCCUCGUGACAGACAACAUCACCACAAACCAGCAACUACACGAUUAUGUGGCAUCCUAUUUCCCCGCCAACCCAACCGUGGACCAGGACGUCACCAACCUGUUGACCUAUUACCCCGACGAACCCCUCGAAGGACAACCAGCAGGCUCACCUUUCCGGACUGGGCCCCUGAAUAACAUCUACCCGCAGUUCAAACGCCUAGCCGCUAUCCUCGGAGAUCUGACCUUCACCCUGGCCCGUCGCGUCUACCUCGAAACCAUCCAGCCCAAACAAUCCCAACCCACCUGGUCCUACCUCUCGUCUUUCUUCUACGGAACCCCCGUCCUCGGCACUUUCCACGCUUCCGACCUCCUCUUCUCCUACGAACUCAUCCCGGGGCCGAACGAAGUCCAAACUACUUUACAGACAUACUACGUCUCCUUCGUCAAUUACCUCGACCCCAACGCGCUGGGAAAUGUGGCGCCGAUGAUUAAUUGGCCACAAUGGACGACGCAGAGUCCGCAGCUGAUGAAUUUCUUGAGCCUCAGUAAUCAGAUCAUUGAGGAUGAUUUCCGGAAGAAUGCUAGUGAUUAUCUGAUGACUUCGCAGGCGAAGUAUAGGAUUUGA
Lecanosticta acicola is the source of this 1769-nucleotide messenger RNA. Lineage: Eukaryota; Fungi; Ascomycota; Dothideomycetes; Mycosphaerellales; Mycosphaerellaceae. The record is from the annotation of a GenBank genome assembly.